Molecule: messenger RNA, 5187 nt
Organism: Notodromas monacha
Lineage: Eukaryota; Metazoa; Arthropoda; Ostracoda; Podocopida; Cyprididae
Source: the annotation of a GenBank genome assembly
AUGCUGGGACCGAAAACAUGUUUCAGCGACGACAGCGGCGUCGUCGUCGUGGCUGGAAAUAAGACGACGACGUCGUCGUCUUCAUCGACGCCAGGAAGGGUGUCGUCGCGGUACUCGGCAUCCGUCGCCAGUUUGCAGCCAGCGUGGAAAAAUUUCUCUGUGGCCAGAAACUCGUCUGGAAACUGUUGCAGUAGCGCUGUCGAGCUCAAGUCCCCGAGGCUGCUGAAAACUGCAGCGGCCUUCAUGUUUGCUGAGUCCAAGGACGUCGACAAUAAGUCUGCUAGGAAUUCAAGCGGGACAGAGAAUGGCGGAAUUCCGGGUGCAGUGAAAUCAAGCGAGGGCGCGCAGGCGGCGGAGCCCAGUGCAGGUUCCGAGGCGGUCGUGAGCGGACGCCUAAAUCCUUCUUCGCCGCCGCCUAAAAUAAUUUCUGCAGUGAAGUCAUCAUCUACAGUAGUGCCCGAACAAUCGUCCGAAGAACUCACCGACUCUUCGGAUUCGGCGGCUUACAAACCUCGGUUUUCCGUGUCGGCCUUUCGCGAGGCCUUCGACGUGCACGCGUCGAGAAUGGCGGCUAAUACCACCACCAACACCGCCGCCGCCGCCGACUCGUCAUCAUCGUCACUUACCAGCAGCGGUGGUGACAUCAGAAACACUGACGCCGUUUCCCCCAGCAUCACCACCACCACAAAUGGCGGCCCUAAUCCUCGUGUCAUCAUCCACAAAAUCACCAAAUCUAUUCUGAAACCGAAAAAACGCGAAGCGAAAGCUCGAGUGAACAAUGUGUGUUUUCCUCCGGACGCGGACCAACAGCUAUUAGUGGAAGUGAUUGGUUACGGCGGCGACGAAACCUAUUUCAGUGGCUCUGACGACGACGAAGACGGUCAUCACGUCGCUGACGACGCCGACAGACAUCACCCAGCAGCACACGACGACGACGACGACGACGACGACGACGAGGACUUGGACAUUCCCGACGACGACGACGUCACUCCGGACGAGCGACGUUUGCGGUCCUUGACAGACAAAAACACGGACUACAACGGGAAUCCCACGAAUUUACUCUAUGGCCAAGUGCCUGACGAGAACCAGGUGGAAACCGUGUCGAACCCCGCAGACAACAACCCUCUUAAUAAUCACAAUAGUAGUAACCUGGGUUGUCAUCAUCAAGACGUCAUUGCGGAAGAAAACGAAGACGACGAAGAAGGAGAAGUGGCAGAAACCAAGUCGUCUUCUGCAAUAAGGCCCAAAGUGUCUGCUGUGAAACCGUUUUGCAAACCCAGUUCGUGGUUGUAUAAGCAGUCGUCGGACGACACUUAUCCGAAAUCGCUGCCAGUGCAACACGUCGCCCCGCUCGUCGACGACGCGAAACCCGCCGACACUUACCAGGAAAACCUGGAGAAAAUCCAGAGAUUCGCGGAUUCCUGCCCAAAGCCGCCAAUUUUGCCCAAGCCGAAAGUGGCGGCGAAACCCAGUCUUUCGUUGGGUGACGGAUUCAUGGAAAUCCAUCAGCAGCAGCAAAGGAAAAACAUCGACGUUCCUGACGAUGAUGACGACGAUGACGAUGAACGUGUAGUUGUUGACUCGUCGUCGGCGUCGGUUGCGCGAAAUUCGCGGAGUUUGCACGAUUUGUUGGAGACUGCUGCGAAUGCUUUGGAUUCGCCGGAAAAUGCGAGAAUGACGCGGUCGUUCGAUGCUCUGGAAUCUAUGGAGACUUUUGAAAAGCCCUCGGCGAAGCCGUGGGAAAGUUCUAGUGACUCGAGCGACGUGGACUGCAACCCGCAGAUGUUCAAGAUCACGGAAUCCCCGGACCACAAGCAAACUAUCCAGCUUGGGGACUCAAAAAACAAGCCGUUGCAGCGCAGCAACUCUGACCUCGUUGCCAACGUGACCCCGUGCUCGACAUUCGUCAUGGGUUUCGCGUCCACCCGCCUGAAGCACCACCAAAACAAACCCCUGUUGUCACCACAGUCCAACGGCGCCGGCGCCGGAAUGAGCUCCACCAAGCGUCCGGCGCCACAGCCGCCACAACGCCGCAUGUCCGACGACAGCCCGGCGUCGAUCCUGCGUCCGUCGCCGACCCGCGGCCGCCACUCGGACAAACGAGCCGCCACUUUGUCACCGGGCACGAACGCGGCGUCCGUCCAGUUCCUGCUCGACAGUUUAGGCGCCGGCACCCCGCGAACGGCGUCCCCGUCGCCCAGAAUGAAGAAAAAGCAGCGGAGGUCGCGGUCUUUGCCACGUCCUUCCGAUUUAUUCCUGGCGUCCGAAACGAACCCGUCGGGGUUCUCCAGGGGUAAAACGGGCUGCUUUUCGCCGAAACCCGAGAACAGGAAUGCGAGGUCCACGGCCAAGAAGAAGACCAAGAAUUUCAUCAUGAAACUGCUCAAGAGGGGCGGCAAUGGGAACAAAGAGAAGAAUGUGACCGGGAAAGGGACCAGCAACAAGUAUUCGUUCGAGCCACAGCAGAAUCAUCACGAGGAGAAGCGUUCCAGGCUGCAAAUUGUUCAUCCUCUGGAUAUUCGCAAAAGUGACGAGAAUGGCAACAGGGCUCCGAUGCCGGAAAAAGAUGUGAUUGUGCCGCCGAGACGAAUGUCGAAAGACGACAGCAAUCACCAUCAUCAACACCAUCAUCAUCAUCAUCAUCAUAAUCACGUGGUCAAUGGGAGAAGCAGUUACAGAAAGCUUCCAGAUUUGGACGAUGUGAAAUCGAACCACUGCAAACAGUCAGACGGAAAGGCUGAGUCAGUUUUGGCGAAUGGCAGGAAACUAAGUGACAGCUCGUCAUCGUCACCGGCACUAUCGUCACUGGAAAGUCCGGAUUUGUACCAGAAAAUCCCGGAUGUCAAUGGAAGCGCGUCAGCGGCGACGGCGUCUUCGCAUGCCAUGAAUGGGACGCCUUCGGGACGCCCGAAACCACCGCCACCACCGAGAUCGUCGUCGAACCGAGGAAAUGCUGGAGACACUAAGGACCUCAGUCCGAUCGGAGACGGAAGUAGUUACGCCAAUUUGGGUGGAGCAAGACAGAGCAUCACGCCCACAAAACCCGACAGGAGCAACAGCAUCCGAGAAACGAGCAACAAUUGCAGACCCACCGGUUCCGCUUUGUCCAAGCGAGAAAGCCCAGACGUGGAACCCCCGCCCCCGCCGAUUGCCACUGUUGAACCUGAAACCCAGCAAAUGCGACGGGCCUCGCCGUAUGCCGUUUCUCCGUGUGCCAACAUCGACGCACCGGGGUCGUCAGCUCUCGACACCAUCCACAUGAACAGCACCACCUACAACGUGCCACGAUCCCAUCCCACAUCACCGUCGUCACCUCCACCGACGGCAAUAACGUCGACACCACUUUCUGCCCCUUGCCCGGACCCUGUUCCAUUGACGCAAAUCGUCGUCCCAAACGUCAACGCCAGUGCGGAAUUCGGCAAUAAAUCCGCGUCGACGCCGCUGUCGACUUUCGUGCCACCGUCAUCGAGAACUUAUGCCAGUCGCCUGAGUUUGCGAGCUGCGACGUCACCGAGAGGAUCCGGGGACGGCGAGGAUUCCUCGUCGACGGCAUCGUCGACGUCGUCGACGAGCACUGCGAAGCCGUCGGCUCGGGCCUUGAUGACACUGGGCCACAAACGAUCCCUGGAAGUUAAUUACGGUGCAGUUGUUGCUGCUAAUCAUCAGGCCCUGGCCCAACUUUUAGACCAGGUGCAAGACCACGUCGAGCUCCCCGAAAAUCUGCGAGUGAUCCAAGACUCUCCCGAACUUCGCUGGUCAAAUUUCACCGUCCUGGAUGAAUUCAAUGAAGUUCGAGUGGGACGAAGAUUGUUUUUGCAAGCAGAACACGACAGCGACACCGACGUGACUCUUAUGGUCUGCGGAUCGGACCUGAUGAACACGGUGACGUCUUCUCCGGGACGGUCGCAGUCGGGACGGUCGCAGCCGUUUUUACUGCCGUCCACGCGUGGAUUUGUGGACACGUUACCCAGAAAGUAUCUCGUGGAAGCACGCGAUGCUGGAGGAGUUCAUGUUCUGCCACGAAUGACGGUGACGAGUUUGCAGAACUUCAGAGAGGCUUUCCAGGAGACGGAGAAUUAUGAGAAGGGAGUAGUUUUUGUGAUGCUACAGCUGGUGUCAGCUUUGAAGCACCUGCAAGCGCAGGGAAUCGAAGAGUUGGAUGCCAGUCUGGACAAUUUCGUGAUAUCCACAUCAGCCAAAGAGUCAGAAUUCCGGCUGAUUCUGCUGUGCGACGACGUCAUUUCCCUGCUGAGCAGCGCGGACCACAAUUCCUCGAUAUCGUCGUCAGUGUCGACUGGAAAACUGUCUCUGUGCCAAACUGCCGUGGCGACACUCUUGUACUUCCUGGGUGUCGAUUCACCCGUGGAAACGUCUCGUGGCGGACGUCCGUUCCGGAUCGCAGGCCACUUCCGGUUGUCGUCUGCGUUUGCGUGUGCCGGAGAUUUGCUGCUGCAAGAAAGGGCCGGAUCUUUGACCCACGUCAAGUCCUUGCUCGAGUUUCUGCUCUGGGGACCUGAUGCUGAUGAGAUCGACCCCAAGACUGAGGAGCAGGAGCUUGUUGACAAAAUGUUGCACCAGUGGCUGGACUUGGAGAGAGCCCAUGUGCUGAACAAUCUCAUCAGGACCCAGGCAACAGCAAGCCGAAGCUCAAAUGCCUCCUCACCAACAUCCCCAUCAACACCCGGUAUCCCGUCCUCAGUGGCGAUGAAACGUUCUGCGACCAAAUGGCUCACGAUUUUUGAGGAGUACCAACUCAUGUUCUUGGUUCGAACCAGUGUGAAAACCAUCAAAGACGUAAUGUUUGUCUUGGCUUGCUCCAAAUAUGACGGAUGAUGAGUGGCGGGUGUGACUGGUUUUUUUGUUUUUUCGUUUUGUUCACAUGAGGGGAUUUUCAUGGAUUGCCCCAGGGGAUGUUUCUUCAUUGUAGUUCCGUCCAGUGAUUAUAGAGCGUUUAACAGCGUGGGAGGAGAAAUUUGGCGAAAAUGUUUCUGCUCGUGUCGGAUCGAGAUGGUUUAGUGAAUUGAUUGAAUUGAGAGGAUUUUAAUUUUUUUGUUCAAUUGAGCAAAUGACUGCGAUAUGGUGUGCCGGGGUUGUUCCUCUCCUGGGUCCUGCCAAAUCCAGUUUUGGACAAGCCCUAAAGCUCUGUGCUUUGUGGAGAAUGAUAAAAAUAUGAUUUUUUCCGGUUUA